Messenger RNA from Branchiostoma floridae (Florida lancelet), 1524 nucleotides. Its product is annotated as sepiapterin reductase-like. Bases 27 to 806 code for a protein of 259 amino acids. The transcript has 4 exons. The record is from RefSeq and is a predicted model, not a curated record. Gene Ontology annotation, biological process: tetrahydrobiopterin biosynthetic process. Lineage: Eukaryota; Metazoa; Chordata; Leptocardii; Amphioxiformes; Branchiostomatidae. Gene Ontology annotation, molecular function: sepiapterin reductase (NADP+) activity.
AGUGCGGUCAGAGGUCAGCCCAAAACAUGGCGGCCGCAGAUCUGAAAGUCGCGACGUUCUGUGUUGUCACCGGCGCUAGCAAAGGCCUCGGACAAGCCCUGGCCAUCAACUUGGCUGAAACAGUCGGGGAAGGUUCACUCAUUGUGAUCACGGCAAGGGGGGAGGGCGGCCUGAACGACACCAAGAAGAAAAUCGAGGCGACCGCGCCACAUGUGGAGGUGAAAAUUGUGGCCGGGGACAUAGCUGGGCCUUACAGCGACGAGCUACACAAAAGGAUUUGUGCCGUACCCUCCCCACAGAGUUUCAAACAUGCCAUCAUCGUUCACAACGCUGCUUCGCUAGGUGACGUUUCAAAGCUGACAUCGGAACUAUCCGACCCUAAAGUCAUCACCGACUAUUACCAGAUGAACGUCAGUAGCGUUCUGUGCCUGAACUCCCAGUUCUUUUCUGCCACGGAGUCCAUUGUGCGUAGGACGGUGGUGAACAUCACUUCCCUCUGUGCGCUACAACCCUUCAAGUCUUGGGCACUGUACUGUGGCGGGAAAGCUGCAAGGGACAUGAUAUUCAAGGUACUGGCCCAAGAACAGCCCGACGUCAGAGUCCUCAGCUACGCACCCGGGCCGCUACAGACGGAAAUGGUCGAGGUGGCAGCGCAGAAUACUGCGGACCCAGACAUCCGCGCGUUCUUCGUCGGAUUGUCCAAGAACCGGACAGCGCUGGACCCGGACGAGUCCGCCAAGAAGAUGGUCAAACUUCUCCUGGAGAACAAGUUUGAGAACGGAGCCCAUGUGGACUUUUAUGAUUGAUCAUCGAUAUUUAUUUUUAUUCCCCGAACUUCCAUAUCUGUAUCCGUAUGUGCUAAGGUCCAAGCAGAUAUGGAAAGGCAAAAUGUAACGUUUCUAAAACAGCCGGUUUCUCAUGAAGGCGGUCCUUGAAGCUUGAGAAACGUCAAGAUAUUUUCCUUUUCAUAUCUACUGGGAGAAAAGGAAGUUUUACCAAGUUUUAUCAUAUUGAGUAAUUUUAGUAGACUGGUACUUGUCUUUGUCACUUGAUUGUGGCAUUGAGGUGGCUUUGAUAAAAAGAACGAAAAUGUUAUGUUCUCCGUAGCUGUUUUCAAGAUGCUUUCAACGGCAUGGGAAGAUAUAGCAUUGAUAUAUGAUUUAUUGUAUACUGCAUCAACAUCCAUACUGAAUCUUCUCAUAAGGUCAUAUUCAGUCACUAUAACCUCUUUAUUCUAUAAUCGUUUAUUUCAUUGGGAGCAUUGCUGAUAUCGGGUGCUAUCUUACAUAAAACGUAUUGCGUUCGUUAUUUAUCCGUCUUUUUUUGCACGACUAUAAAAAUCAAUUUGUUUCCUCAUUGUCAGCUCAUUGGUGCCCAGCACCUUAUACACAUGACAGACACAUAUUCUGCAGUAUUUCUAGUUAGAGGGGCAAAACUACCGCUGAAGAUCGCCUACCUAUACUACAACUAUGCAAGGCUAGCCUCGUUUUGAUGCAAUGACCCCGGGUGACCCCACCCAAAAAA